AUGGCCGGCUGGCUGGCUGGCGGGCGAGCGCGGCUCGGCAGUCGUCGCUGGCGGACACCGCAGGCCGGAGACGCGCCGUACUGCACACGCGAGCGCGAGCUGAGGAUGCUGACGUGGUGGUCGCAGUGGGCGCUGCGGCUGCUGAUGCUGGCGGCGCGGCCCGUGGUGCUGGCCCUGGUGCGCGCCCGCCUGCUGUUCGCGCCGCGGCGCGCCGUGCCGCCCGUCUCCGACCCCGUGCUGCUCGCGCCGGCGCACCAGCUCGCCGCCGCCAUCCGCAGCGGACAGCUAUCUAGCGAGCGCGUGGUGCGGGCGUACAGCGAGCGUGUGCGGCUGGUGCAGCCGGUGGUGAACGCCGUGGUGGAGGACCGUCUGGCCGCCGCCCUAGAGGAGGCGCGCCGCGUCGACCACCUACUGGCCGUGGGGGCGGCGCCGCCCCCGGAACAACAGCCUCUGCUCGGCGUGCCGCUCACCGUCAAGGGCAGCUUCGCCGUCGAGGGGCUGAGCCACGCUUGCGGACGACUGACGCACGCGGCGGUGAAGGCGGACAGCGACGCGGAGGCGGUGAGCCGCCUCAGGGAGGCCGGCGCCAUCCCGCUGCUGGUGAGCACCACGCCCGAGCUGGGCCUCUGCUACGAGACCUAUGAGAAGAUCCACGGCGUUACCCGCAACCCCUACGAUACCAGACGCACCCCCGGCGGCUCAUCUGGCGGCGAGGCGGCGCUGCUGGGGUCCGCGGCGUCGGUGGUGGGUCUGGCGUCCGACGUGGGCGGCUCCGCGCGCCUGCCGGCCCUCUUCUGCGGCGUCUUCGGCCACAAGCCGUCGCCAGGCGUGGUGCCGCACGAGGGCCACGUCCCGUCGGGCUCGGACAAGCGCUGGCCGCGCUUCUUCUCGGCGUCGCCCAUGUGCCGCUACGCGGGGGACCUGCCCCUCGUGCUGCACGUCCUCGCCGGGCCCCUCGCCCCCGACCUGCGCCUCCUGCAGCCGGUGUCGGUGCAGUCGGUGCGCGUGCUGUACAUGGAGGACGACGGCGGCGGCGUGCUGACGGACUCGGUGAGCCGCGCGCAGAAGGACGCUCUGCGCAGGGCAGUCGCCUGGCUGGACUCCGUGAGGGACCGCCCGGCCCAGCAGGUUCACAUCAAGGGCCUGCGGCACUCGGUGCGGUUGUCGGCGCCCCUCAUGAUGAGCAUGCAGCUGCACCAGCAUCCGCUCAUGAAGGCGGAUGACCCCAACGACUGCGAGAACCUGGCGCUGGCGCUACUGAAGAUGAUGGUGUGCCGCCUGCCACAUAACAUGUACGUCUUCCACUACUCCUUCCUGAAGAAGUGGGCCAACAGCCUGCCCGAAUCAACGUUACGAGGGCUCGCCGAUGAAGUGGACGAGCUACGUCGAGAGAUUUGUGAACUGCUGGGCGAGGACGGCGUGCUGCUGUACCCGACGGCCCCGCACCCGGCCAAUGUGCUGUUCGAGCAGUUCGUGCGCUUCCCCAACAACGCCUACCUGGCCAUCUUCAACACGCUGGGGCUGCCAGCCACGCACUGUCCGGCAGGCCUGGACCCCAGCUCCGGCAUGCCCCUCGGCCUGCAGGUGGUGGCGGCGCCGAACCAGGACCGUCUGUGCUUCGCGGUGGCUCGCGAGUUGGAGGCGGGGCUUGGGGGUUGGCAGCCGCCAGCGCCCCACACUGGCGCUGCCGCCGCCCCCAUCACUGCCACCGGCGACGCCGCCUCCGCAACCGCCCCUGCCGCCGCCACCGUCAUCCCAAUCGGCUCUUAGCGCCGCCGUCCGCCCUUGAACUGCCGAGACUGAACCACCAAGGAGCAACGCUGGCCAUCGCCACUCACCUCUGGCUGUGCUAACCUUCCAGCUGCCGCCGCGCCAUCACAAUGUGUCCAAAGAGUCGGUGCUAGCGUGUCUUCCUGUUCUUACAAGCAAUAGUUUGAAAAUUAUCAACGGUUUUCUCCGUUUUUUAUCGCGACUGAUUGGGUUUUCAAAGGACUGCAGACUUAAAAAGCUCUCUUUCAGAGAUUGCUUAGCGUAACGAAAUACCUACUCCGCAUCAAAUGCCAUGAAAUUUAGCGUUGCAUUCGGGUGGCUUAUUUGAUUGUGUGACUGGCAAUAAUCUCUUGUCAAGUUUCGAGAAACUACUUCUCAUGAAUUCACCACUAUCCUGUUGGGAGCAAUACGUGUGUUCUUUCUGCAUCCAUCGCUCUUCCGUCUUCUGUAUUGGCUGUAAAGAUACUAAUGUGUUAUUGAGGAAAAUAAUCUUACACGAUGACUUACGAUGCCCGCCCUUGCCUUCGAGGCCGCUAAAGCGUAGCACUGUGACUGCGCUCGACUUACAGACAGGCGGUUUGAAUUUUGAUUCAUCAGUAUGUGGCCAGGGGACGUGGUGGAGGAGUAGUUAUAAACAUCAGAUUUAAUAUCAAUGUCCUCAGUUCAAAUUCCACAUCUGCUUGGACUGCCACAUACGAGGGAUAAUAGUUUUUGAUGCUAAUUCGUCUGUCGAAUGGAAACUCAAGUCAGCAGUCCUCUGAAAUUUUUGGAAGUAAUAAUUACGCUCGUCAUCAACUACAAAAACUUGACUCGGCACCUUAUUUACACUACUCACGGCCACCUAUACGAAAUAGUUACGCAGUUCGCAAGGUUGAGAAAGUGAAUAAAGGAAACCUUUCAGGUUUAGGUGGCUGCGUUUCUUGGGUGCUCCACAUCCAACAAUUCUACACAUUUAGUUUUACCUUCUGACGAUUUUAAUUUAACAAAUUAUGACGAUGUGAAAAUGUGUUACGCUGAAAGAACUCAUACAUCGACAAACCUGUCUUAAAAAGGACAUAUGUAACUGAAACCUCUUUCAGAGGGCAGUUGCGUCUAUUACGGUGAUAAUAUUGUUUUUUUUACUGAUGUUAUUAUUACGUUACUGUGUAAUCUGCACUAUUCGAACGUACAUGUAACUCGUACGACAGUCUAUUCGCGAAACACGAAGGUCAACAAAGAGAGGGAGGGACAGAUGAACGAAGGAAGUAAUCACAAUGUCAAAAAGGUAAAGUCAUUUUUCUGCCUGCAAAUAACGGGUGACAAAAAUAUAACUGACCAGGAAUAUAUUUGAGUCUAAAACGAAAUAAUCUGGUCUAAUUAAUGAACAAGAUAACUGCACUUUACACACAAUUGUAAAUGUUCCGAUUGCAAAUGAUAUUCUUGCUGUAUAAAUGAAAUUGUCAAAGUUUCGAAAUCGCUUUUCGGGACAACUUUUACUUGGUCAAUCUGUACCACAACAUCCUUCAGAAAUUCAGAGAACAAGACCAACUAGACUCCUGAAACCUACGUGAGAAGCGGACAUAUUUUUUACAAUUUUAAAACUAAAUGAAAUAUUUACCAUGAAACGGAAUAAAGUUCAACUCCCAAGUAUUAAAGAUUACGCUCCAGUAUUUUAUGAUCGCAGCUACAGUUCUGAAACUAACAGAACGCCCAGGGGCUAGUGACGCCACGUUUCUUUUUUUUUUCGUGACUUCACUGGUGCAACAAAGUUUUUUGUCUUUACCAAAAGUUUCAUAGCGUCUAUCUGCUUCGUCAGAUGUAAAUCCUUUUAUUUUACUGUCGCUUCUGUGUUACUAACUGUAGAUACUGUUCUUUUGAAGAUACUUUACAUAUUACUGAACACUAUACUUUUCGUACAUUUUGUAUGCACUCUGUACUACAGCACAUGACUGAUUAAGAUAAAGAAACUGGUGACCAUCUAACAUAAAAGUCACUAAUUGGCCUUCCAGACCGAAGAUCUCUGACACGACGUGAAAACAGUAACAAACAGAGGAGUUGUGUGCUGCAUGGAAACGUUUGAGGUGCACUAGACAUUAAAAAGAUGCGUACUCUUAAAAUUGUGCACUCUCGAUUUUCACUACUGAUGCUGUAGUUGUGGUAAUAUUGUGAAUGAACAGAAAACUAGCGUAGAAUACUGAAGAGUAAAAUGUAAAUUGUAAACAAAUAAUGGGUCUAUGUGUAUCUGUAAUUAUGUACUAGAUUAUAGGAGCUUCAACGAUCCGUAAAAAUAACUGAUGUAAAUGUAAAAAUUAGUAAAUAUCGAGAUAUACUUUUA
This is a messenger RNA of Schistocerca piceifrons (Central American locust), 4084 nucleotides long. RefSeq names its product fatty-acid amide hydrolase 2-A-like. Bases 1 to 1770 code for a protein of 589 amino acids. Lineage: Eukaryota; Metazoa; Arthropoda; Insecta; Orthoptera; Acrididae. The transcript is spliced from 11 exons. The record is from RefSeq and is a predicted model, not a curated record.